This is a messenger RNA of Girardinichthys multiradiatus, 3294 nucleotides long. It is a transcript of the gene ccdc40, whose product is annotated as coiled-coil domain containing 40. The transcript has 19 exons. Gene Ontology annotation, cellular component: cilium; cytoplasm. The record is from RefSeq and is a predicted model, not a curated record. Lineage: Eukaryota; Metazoa; Chordata; Actinopteri; Cyprinodontiformes; Goodeidae. Gene Ontology annotation, biological process: axoneme assembly; epithelial cilium movement involved in determination of left/right asymmetry; heart looping. The coding region runs from base 83 to 2884 and encodes 933 amino acids.
UGCGCUUCCUGCUACGGCGAGAAUUUACUGUUGCCUGGUUACGAUACUCCGGUUUUGUUGACUGCAGGAAAGCGGUGGUAAAAUGCAGAACGCAAGAGAUGAGGACCAACAUGAGGAAGACCUGCUGAAUGGAGAAGAUGGGACCAGUGGAGAGACUGACCCACUUUCCUUCGAGAACCCAUCAGCACAACAGUCAGACGACCCCACUCUUCACCCUGUUCUUGACCCAAAUAUGGCAGAGGAGGUAGCAGAUCAGGAACCACCACAAGAGGAAGAAGACAUGAAUGAGGAGUUCACCAUCCUGGACCCUGAACAUCCCCUGAUCAAAAGAUUUCAAGAUGCUUUAAAAGCUCACUUCCGAAAACGUUUGGAGAGAAUCCAGCUGGAACUGAUUGAAGAGCGGGCAACUAGAAAGGAUGAUGCCAGACAUCUAGAAGACAUAAGCCUUGAGUUGUUUGACAUCCAAAAACAGCUGCCCAGAGUUGAAAAUAAGCUGAGUGACAGUCAUCAAGCCAACUCACAGGCUGAAGCCCAACGGCGGCACGCACAAGAUCAGCUGGAAACAACAAAGAGCAAAUAUUCUAGCAAGAGCAGUCAGAGCAGUCAAGCCAAAGCUAAGGUCUCCAGGCUCCAGGCAGAGUUAGAGAAGACGUCGCAGCAGGUCAUUUUUGCACAAGCAGUCAGUGAGGAUCUGUACUCCAAAGUCAAAAUCAUGAAUAAUGCCAGAAACAAAGUGGGCGCUGAGAAGACACAGGCAGAGGAAGAGAAAAUAAAGCAGGACUUGUAUGUGGAACGACUGACAAAGGACUUGGAGAACCGGGUGCUGCAGAUAGCAGGUUAUGAGGUCCAGGGAAGUGCUCAGGCACAGGAGACAUGGGAAGCCACUAAAGCCCUCUCUGAGGCUGAGAUGGAACUGGAGUCACUGCUAAUGAUGCAUAAAAAGCUGAUGCAGCAGUGGAACAACAACAUAACAGACAUAAGGAGACACGAUGAGACUGCAAACGCCAUGCAGGAAGCUGUACGUGCGAUUGAGGAUGAGGUGAUCUUGCUGGGCAGAGAGAUUGAAGGUUAUAAGAAAUCCACCACUGUAGAGCAGGAGAAUAAUGAGACACUGACUGCUCAGCUGAAUUGGUGUGAAAUGGAUUGUGUGACUUGGAAAAAACUGAUCAGUCAGAAACAGAUGGACCGAGAGGUGCUGCAGGCUCAGUACAGCACCUGUCUGCGUUCCCUGUCGGAGACAAAGCGGAUCGUCUCCACACUCACAAAAGAAAUGAGUACACAUCAAACUGAGCUAAGCAAUCAGAGGAACCAGGUAGAGAAACUGAGUGCUGCACGUCUGGAGCUGGAGGAGAGCAUCAUGGCCAACAUUCAGCAGCAGCUUACACACAGCAAGGCUGCCACAUAUUCACAACAGCUCACCAGCAAGAUGGCCACUCAAAAGAAGGAGAAGAUGCAUCAGCUGCAGCAGCUGGAAAGAGACACUUUGUGUGUGAAACUGGAGAGCCAAAAGGUUGAACAGCAAAUCAACAGCCUGGCUCUUACCGUGGAGACUCUUAAUGAGGAGAUUAACAAGUACCAGAAGUUGCUGACUUCACAUGAGAACUCCUUUUCUUCACUGGUUCGACAAAUGAAGCAGAAAGAAAAAACAAUCGCCACCCUCAAUAACAGGAUUUCUAAUAUUGUGGAAAGCACCGGGCACGAAGAUCUGAAUCCUCUGGAAAUCAGGAUCCAGGAAAUAUCAGCUCAGAUUCAGGAGCUGGUUGCUCACGACAAGAAUGACCAGAGCCUCUGGUUGCAGCUCCAGGGAACGCUUGUGGAACUGGGCAGAGAGUUGGAGGUCAACAGCAAGAAGAUCCGCAAACUGCAGAAAGACUACACUGGAAUGCAACAGAGGGAAAUCCGACUAGAGAGUCAGAUGGUACAAGAAGAACGAGAGCAAGCAGAGCUGGACAAGAACUUGAAGCUGCUGAGGAGAGAUCUGGAGAAGCUCAGCAAGCUGAUGAAAAAGAACAAACAGCUGAGUGAGGCUCUGGAGCUGGAGAACACACUGAUGGAGACAGACUUUAUUCACAAACUCAAGGAAGUUGAACAGGAGUCUGUCAGUGUUCAAAUGAAACUUGAGAAGACUCAGGAGGAAAAAGAGAAUCUCUUCAGGAAUUGGUUGGAGGCUGAGCAGCAGAUCAUGCUGUGGGAGAAGAAGACCCAGAUUUUAAAGGAGACUCGGUCAGUGGUGGACUCAGAGAUAUGCCAGGAAGAAAUUCAGAAGAUGAAGGCUGAAAUACAUCGUAUGGAGUUACGCAUCAGCCAGCUGACGAAACAACAAGAACGGCUAAUGAGGGAAAGCGAAGCCGCUGUGGCCAGAAGAGAAAACCUUGUCCUGCGCAAGGAGACCAUGGUCCGAGGUUCACACAAAGAGGUCACAAAGGAGGAGCUGAGGCGCUCCAGCGAGACCCUGCAGCGCAAGAUCCACAAAACACUCAAGGAGGUUGCAGAUUGUGAACUGGAAAUGAAGGAGCUUGAUAAUGGCAAAACCACUAUGAAUGAGAAGAUUCUGCAGCAGAAGCAUCACUUAACUGAACUAAACUGCACCAGCACAAAACUAGACAAUGACUUGGUAAACCUCCAGGACAACCAAUACACGAACCAGUGUUACCUAAUCGCUCUGCAGAAUCGAAACAAGAAGCUGCGGGAAGUUUGCGUGGGCAGCUACAAACUCUCAUCCAGCAGCGAAACAGUUGUAGCCUCUCUACAGAGCCAGAGGGAGCGCCUGGUGGAUUCCAGCAACAUCUUGAAGCAUAGAUGUGAGGACCUCCCCCAGCACCAAGGGGUGCUCCACCACGUAACACAAGCGAUGGAGGCAUACAUAAAAAUGUCCCAGCAGUAAAAGUUUUAGAGUGAGGCAAUGAUUGAAACAGAACAGUGAGUACAACAAAGACAUGUUACAGAGGUUAAAGAGCAAAGAGCUGAUAUGACUGCUUUAUUUUAAUAUGUUCUUAAUGUAAUGCUUGAACUGAAAAACUUGUUUUUAAAACAGCAUGCUAAUUUAAAGACUAUUGACGCAGAAAUUCAUAAAGGAAAAUUGUUUGUUGUGUUUCAGUUUCUCUUUGGGAUCAAUAUGUGAUUCAUUUUAGUAAACCCAGUCCAAUUUAUUCACUGUUCAGUCACUUGUGUUGAUCUGUAUAUCUGUCAUUAAUUUGCUGCAGGGAAGACGACUCACAUUUCAUGUCUACAUUAGGGGAAGAAGAAUAAACAUUUUAACCGAAUAAUAAAAACAUGUUUAAUGGCUUCUUCGGG